ACAAAAUCUUCAGAUGGAGCAGCUAAUCGCUGAAAUUCGCAGACUCUUCAGUGAUGACCGUGUGAACAUUGAGGAUGUGGAGAAAUCUCUGCUUUCAUACAAAAGUAACCCAAGAGACUGGAGAGAUUUUGCACAUUUCGAUGAAAGAAACUAUACUCGUAAUCUUGUGGACACUGGUAAUGGAAAAUAUAACAUGAUUGUUCUCUGUUGGGGACCAGGAAUGUGUACAAACAUUCAUGACCAUUCUGGUUCGCAUUGUUUUGUGAAAAUGCUUGAAGGCGAACUAAAAGAGACAAGGUUUGCCUUUCCUGAAGAAGAAGGUACUAUAGGGCCGCUGGCAAAAACUGGAGAAUCGACAAUGUCACUGAAUGAAGUCAGCUAUAUGAGUGAUCAACUCGGACUGCAUCGCAUGGAAAACCCUAGCCACUCGGAAAAUGCUGUGAGCCUACAUGUAUAUUCACCGGCUUACGAUAAAUGCUACCUAUUCGACCAGAGAACGAGUCAACGACAUGUCUCCAAUGUGACAUUCUGGUCUCGUUAUGGUAAGCUGUCAGAUUCCAUCGACAUGCCGUUCGAUCGCAUUCAAACCAGUUCAAGACGAGGAUAA
This is a messenger RNA of Cylicocyclus nassatus, 607 nucleotides long. The record is from the annotation of a GenBank genome assembly. Lineage: Eukaryota; Metazoa; Nematoda; Chromadorea; Rhabditida; Strongylidae.